Molecule: messenger RNA, 1704 nt
Organism: Ectocarpus sp. CCAP 1310/34
Lineage: Eukaryota; Phaeophyceae; Ectocarpales; Ectocarpaceae
Source: the annotation of a GenBank genome assembly
AUGGUGGAGCUCAGUGAGGACCCAGCACGACACGACCACCUUUCUCAAAGUAUCGUCAGCUGCUUCCAUGCACCCGGUGUACCCAAGUCAAUCGGCGGGGCGGUAGAUUUCAGCCAAUUCGUCAGUGUCAUGGCCCACCGGGAGCAAGGGUGCAAGUUCAACACACUUCAAGACGAGCUGAGAAGUGAGGGCCUAGCCGCGGCAAAGGCGCACUUCGCCGACAUUUUUCGCAAGGAGGUCGUCGUACGGAAGCUUCUGGACGCCGGAGGAACGGCGGGUUUCAUGUGCUCGGCCUUUCAGAUGCUUUUCAAGGCCGGAGGGCUGGCCACAUCUUCGAGUGAUCGCACCCAGAAGCUCCGGCUCCUAGAGGAAACAGACAAAUCCAAGCGAUCAAGAAAACUGGAGUGCACGAGGGCCAAGCAGGCGAAACGAAAGCUUUUCGCCAGCGUUCAGCUGAAGAAUCAAGCCGUUCGAGAGGCGACAGCGGUGCUGGGACUUCACCACGCCCCGUUUCCACCGAUGGACGGCAGCCCCGUCACUCGAACGGCGAACACAUUUCGAGGCCGAAGGUGGGGGGUCGGCAGCAACGGCACCGGCUCUAGCGCUGCUGUGAAAAAAUUUAACAUCGGUCUUGCGGCCGGGGGGUUCGUGCGAUACCCGUCGGCGAGUGUACGUAGGCUUCGUCGUCACCGCCGACAACGCCUUCCACCGGCAGCAGGCUUGCCGCGGUGGGGUCGCGGAAAUCGUGGUGUCGUCGGUAGCAUCGUGAUGGAACCGACUGACCUGGGCAGCAAGGGCGUCCGUGCCUUCGCUGUUACCUCCCGUCGAAAGGACACCAUCCUGAAGCGCACUCCGCUGUGCGGCCGAAGCGCGAUGGCGACGCUGCCGUCAUGGGCCUCGUGCGAAAACUCCGCUUGCGACCCCGGAACGGGCCCCCCGCCUCCGCUCCGACAGGAUACCGCAAGCAUUGCGAGCUCUGCCGGACAGGGCGACAAUAGUUACCGGCGAGGCGAGGCGCACGAAUUUCUGAUGCACUCUGGGGUAAGAGGUACAGACGCGGUUGUUGGUGGUGACAACACCCUGGGAGGCGCGAUAUCAUCGCUGCCGAAAGCCGGAGAGAUUGACGCCGCACCGCUAUCUGCGACAAGUCUCGACGAGGAAGAGUGGCGGCGGGCGAUGAGUCUCGGGGGGGAGGAUUGGUGGAAGGAGCACCACCCGUUGUUCUCCCCGCAAUUUUCGUGCGGUCUUUCGGCGGCAACAACAACGAUGACGCACUCCGUCAAGACGAUAGCCACCACGAUACCAACGGCCACGACGCGUGAAGCCUCUCACGACCCCCUCGUCAAGUCGAGGGACAUCUGCAGCAGGGUCAGCAGCAGCAGCACUAUCAGCCUUGAACCCUCCCGGAAGACAGUCCACCUUGAUGGCAGUAACGUCCAGGAGUUCCAUCCCGCCGAAGAAUCCGUCGCAGGGAAGGUGGGACGGGGGCUGCUGCUACCGAAGAGGCCGGAGAACCCGACGGUGAGAGCGAGGGAGGGAAGGAGGCCAAACGGUUGUCGGUUCCUUCGAGGAAGAGGGGGAGGAGGAGGCGGUGCGAAGGCGGCGUGGCCACCCCCGACUCCGUGGCGUGCGCCUCGCCUCGUGAGAUGCAUGCGACGCCCUGACCCGACACUCGGAGGCGGCCAUUUGUACAACAACGGCUAG